Electrophorus electricus (electric eel) is the source of this 1254-nucleotide messenger RNA. It is a transcript of the gene cmc4, whose product is annotated as C-x(9)-C motif containing 4 homolog (S. cerevisiae). The record is from RefSeq and is a predicted model, not a curated record. NCBI's taxonomy places the organism in Eukaryota, Metazoa, Chordata, Actinopteri, Gymnotiformes, Gymnotidae. Gene Ontology annotation, cellular component: mitochondrial intermembrane space.
AGAAGUGCACUGGGUCUCAGUGACGUCAGUUUAUUUAAGUUUUCUGCUGCAUUGAGGAAGGCUCGGCAGCCCUUCUGCAGGAACUGAACAGGUGGUAGCUGGUUGUUGGGGUGUAAGGUUUUUGCAUAAGAUGUCUCAGAAGGAUCCUUGUCAGAAGCAAGCGUGUGCGAUACAGAAAUGCUUACAAGCCAACAAGUAUGUUGAAAGUCGGUGUGAAGAAGUAAUUCGUGCGAUGCGCAAAUGUUGUGGAGCCCACGCUGAAAUGAAAUCUGUAUGCUGCUCCGGCUUUUUAAAAGGGCACAAAACAGCAGAGGACAAAACGUGACGACCUUCAAAAUAGCGACGGUGGUUAUUAUCUGAGCACAUAUGUCCGGAUUCCCAUUUAAGGACGUUUAGCUGCUGCAAAGAAGCUAGCAUCAUCUGAACCUAUUUAAAUUAUUGUUUUAAAAAUGCACUUUCCUUUGGAUUAAAGGAACAUCAAGCAAAGCAUAGUCUUCUAACCUUUUUACUGUCUUGCUUGACCUCGACCAUAAGUUUUUAAUACAUUUCAUUGAUAUUAUUGACAGUAUUCACUGAUGACAAAUAGUGUUUGGUGGUUGCAUGCCAUUAAAGCAAACUCCAAAAUCAAGUCAUCCUGUUUCAUUUGAACUUCAGCAUCACAGUAUGUUACAUGAAGCACAGAGUGGAAAGGUCAUGGCCCCGAGACUUCUAGAAUAUGAACAGCGUGAGCAUGAGCAGCACCCCUUAAAAUGAAAUGUGCAUAUCAUCUAGGCCGAGGUCAUACAACUCUGGUUGUAGAGGCCUACAGGCCAACCCAGUUUGAUUUUGUACCAGUACAAACACAGCCGAGUCAAUUCAUUGAUAGAUUUAGCGUAUGCGUUACAGCACUAAAUCAAACUAGGUUGGACCCUAGUUGGGCACCCCUGCCAUAGGCUAUUGAGGAACUUGUAAAAUUAGGUUGUGAUGGCUUAUAAAUAAAUGUUUCCUGGGCUUAAUUCAGUGUGUUGUUCUCCACUAAAGAAAACCAAGCUAGCCAAACCAGUCUAAAUCCAAACGUUGGGUAAAAAUAAGUGAAGUAGUUGACAAAAAUGUUUACCCAUUUACUUCAACUUUUUACUUAAAUAAGAAAAUACAGAUUUUCAAUGAAAUCUACUUUGUAGCUGCUCUCUUUUAAACUAAGGAGAUCCAUAAUUUGAGCUUUAAUGUGAGGAAAAAUACAGUUUUCAAGAAUUAAGAGUUUCAGGGUGCCAUAUG